Molecule: messenger RNA, 10929 nt
Organism: Orbicella faveolata
Lineage: Eukaryota; Metazoa; Cnidaria; Anthozoa; Scleractinia; Merulinidae
Product: protein dachsous-like
Biological process (GO): homophilic cell-cell adhesion
Cellular component (GO): cell-cell junction; plasma membrane
Molecular function (GO): calcium ion binding
Source: RefSeq, a predicted model, not a curated record
GGAUUUCCGUGACCGCAAGGAUUUAUUGGAGUCAACACCACUUUGGGUCAACACCGUCGAUUUGGGGCUUCGAUCACGCAGAGUUUACGAGCAGUGAAACACAUCCUGAUCAACGCAUUCCCCAAGCAGAAGACUCGAGAAAGAAGAUCGAUCUUCAGAGUGCGGAGUAGUUUCCGUUCUGGUGGAUGGUUGUUCUAUUGUUGGCGAGUGCCGAAUCGAGCUUAUGAUGGCGUCGUUUAGUAAAUUCGAGGCUUAGAAUCCUGCCGUACGGCUUAUGGAUGCCCUUCAAACUUGCUGGAAAUUGUUCAAAUCACAACGACGGAUGUAUUAGUGCUCUAGUUUCCGUGGCACGGCAAGAAAUGAACUAUGAGUCAUUUCGAACGGACAUGUAUUCCAUGGAAUGUAUGCCGAUUCAAAACCAAACUGUGGCUUUGGUACAUUGUGUUAUUAUGGACCACAUGUGUGUUUGAUCUUCAUCCUAGCUUCACCAGUGCAUCAACAGCCACUUUCUAUAUUUCUGAAGGACUCCCAAAAGGAUCUUUUGUCGGCAGCCUGACACACGUCAACUUCAACAUCGUAACAGGCAUCACUCCUCAAGCUGGUGACUUGAACGUUGAUUCAGUUACGAAGAUCAUUACUACAAACGUUGUUUUGGAUCGCGAAACCGUUCCAAACUACGAAAUUUCCUUAGUGGCCUUCGCUCCAUUUCAGAGAUUGCUAGUUUUAGUAAAUGUAACUGAUGCUAAUGACAACACUCCGAGAUUUGCGAACGAUGUGUACAAUUUCAAGCUGUACGAGGAAGGCUCUGUGCAGCAGCGAAUCAAGGCAUUGGACAAAGAUUUCGGCUCAAAUUCGACGCAAACAUAUUCUAUAUUAUCUGGAAACAUUGGUAGUGUUUUCAAGCUGACUGAGUUUGUGGAUAACAACGGCGCUUUAUGUGCAGAACUAGGUUUGGAGCAAGGAAAAGUCCUCGAUCGAGAAAAGCGCGACGCAUACAUUUUGAAUGUGUCUGCCAGCGAUGGAGGCAAUCCACGGCGGACUGGUUUUGCAUUACUCAACAUUACUGUGCUAGAUAUAAACGACCAUGAUCCUGUAUUUACGAACAAAUCUUAUUCAGCUAACAUUACCGAAAAUUCGGCAAUUGGUACACCGAUUUUGAAAGUCUUCGCCACUGAUAAUGAUAUUGGAAUGAACGGUGAAGUUUUGUAUGUGAUCGAGCGUGGCUCGCACUCGGAUCCCAACUUUGUGUUUAGCAUCCAUGACAAGACUGGAGUGGUAGUGAACAAUGUACUACUGGAUUAUGAAAAGAAACACGAUUACAGCAUAUUAGUUCGAGCAAGAAACCCUGGCGUUCUGGGAUCAUCCAAGUUUGAUGUUGCAACUGUGAGCAUUCAUGUCCUAGAUAUUAACGACAAUAAACCCGAUAUUAGAGUAGAAUUUCAGCUUGGCGGAAGCUAUCAAGUUUCCGAAGACGCCAGUAUUGGAACUUCGGUCGCACGAAUUUACGUUUCUGACAAAGAUUCGGGCAAAAACGGAGAGGUUGAUGUUACUCUGGAAGGAGGUAAUGGACAUUUUAGUGCUAAGUCAGACCCUAAUAAUAAUGUUGACAUUAUUGCAACUGCUAAACAAUUGGAUCGAGAAAGACAGGCAGCUUAUACAUUGAAAGUUGUUGCCAAAGACAGAGGCCAACCCCAGCAAACCUCACAGGAAAGUUUUAUCAUUAAUGUCGGAGAUGUCAAUGAUAACCAUCCUGAAUUUGAUCAAGAUGUGUUUACUGCUGUGUUGUCAGAGAAUGCUACCAUUGGAUCAAGGGUUGUGGUCACUCGUGCUGCUGACGAGGACAAAGGUUUAAAUGCCAAGUUAGUUUAUAAUAUCUCCUAUACACCACAAGAUGCUCUUUUCAAAACAUGGUUUAAAAUCAACCAGACGACUGGAGAAAUCUUUACAGCUGCAAUGUUGGAUCGCGAGAAAGUUCCCCAACCCAAGUUCCUUGUCACUGUGACUGAUUCAGGCAUUCCACCAUUGAGUGCUAACUGCACAGUUAUCGUAAACAUAAGUGAUGCCAAUGAUAAUUUACCAGUCUUUACCAAAACUGUUUACUUUGCAACAGUCGAUGAGAAUACUGCUAGUGACACCAAUGUCACACUAGUUUCAGCAACUGAUCGUGACAGUGGACUUAAUGGAAUUGUAAGCUAUUCUUUAGAAACCAAUCAAGGAAAUACACCUUUUGCUAUAAACUCUAAAAGUGGAAUUGUAACAACAUCAGGACCGAUCGACUAUGAACUUCAAGCUUCAUACAUAUUUAACAUUGUGGCUUCUGAUGGAGGCGGGCAAACGGCAACCUCUGUUCUGAACAUUUCAGUUGUAGAUGAGAAUGACAACUAUCCAGUCGUAAACCCAACAACAUACAGUGUAUCACUGUAUGAGAAUCUGACAGUGGGAGAUGUUGUAGCAACAGUUUUUGCCAGAGAUAAUGAUAGUGGUAUAUUCUCACAACUGACCUUUUCAAUUUCAAAUGGGAACAGUGACGGUCAUUUUUUUAUGAAAUCAUCAACUGGAGUAAUAGUUCUGCUUAAAUCCCUUGAUCGAGAAACAAAGGACUUUCACAGACUUGAUGUGGAGGUUACUGACGGUGGUGGAUUGAAGUCCAAAAAUUCAGCAGUUGUAGAAGUGACAGUCUUAGAUGUGAAUGAUGAGCCUCCAGUUUUUGAACCCAGCUUUUACAACUUCACCAUAGUUGAAAAUUCUGAUUUACACACAGUGUUAGGCUCAGUGUAUGCUUCAAGUAAAGAUCUGGGAACCAAUGCUGAUAUUUUCUACGCGAUCAGUGGAGGCAACAUCCAUAGUGUGUUCAGCAUCAACGCUACUGGAACAAUAUUUACACAGAGCAACAUUGACCAUGAAACAACUCCAAAGGUGUGGCUUAACAUUCAAGCUAAAGAUGGUGGUAAGCCCCCUCUAUAUGGCUUUGCGAAUGUGAGCGUGACAGUAAUUGAUCUUAAUGACAAUCCUCCAUCAUUUGACAGCGGCAUAAUUGAUGUUGACAUUCUAGAAGACACCAAAGUUGGACAAACAUUUUAUAAUGUGACUGCGCAGGAUCCAGACAGUGGUCAUUUUGGACAAGUGAGGUACACUCUUCUUGUGAACCCUAACAACACAUUUGAACUGGGUCAAGAUACAGGCUCACUGUCAUUGACACGUGCUAUUGACUUUGAAGGCCCCAGGCAGUAUUCAAUUCGAGUUUUGGCAGAAGAUGGUGGUUCACCGCCAUUGAAUACCACUGCCACUUUUAGAUUGACUGUCGUAGAUGUGAAUGAUCACGCACCCAUCUUCCCAAACACUUCGUACACUGUAUAUGUCAGUGAACGCACACCAGCAGGGACUGACAUCUUGAAUGUGUCAGCAUCCGAUGCCGACACAGGGGACAAUGCUAGAAUUUCAUACUCCUUUCAGUCAGGAGUGGAUACCACCUUGUUUGGCUUGCGACCAAACGGUUGGAUCUUCAUAAAGCAAAUACUAAACAGAGAGGAAAAAGAAGUUUAUAAAUUCACUGUGGUUGCAACCGACAAAGGAAAUCCCCCAAAGAGUUCGACGGCUGAUGUAACUGUCUAUGUUGAAGAUGUUAAUGACAACAAUCCAAAGUUCACGCUGUCUUCAUACAUAUUCCCAGUUGAUGAGAAUGAACCGAACAGAACAUUCGUAGGUCAAGUUUCUGCAACAGACAAAGAUGCUGGAAGUAAUGCCAAGAUUGCAUAUAUUUUAAUGUCUCCAAGUCCCGAGUUUGUGGUCGAUCGAAACACAGGCGUUAUAAGAACCAACAAAGUCUUGAACCGAGAACAGGAAAAAUCCUUCAGCUUCCUGGUCAAGGCAGUUGAUCAUGGGCAGAACCCCAGGACAGGCUCUGCCAGUGUCACCGUAACUGUUCAAGAUCUUAACGACAAUGCACCCAUCUUUAAGGAACUAUCUUAUGAGAAAGCUGUGUAUGAGAACAUUGAUGUGGGGUCUUCGGUCAUUACAGUGCAAGCGACAGAUCGAGAUGUAGGGUCUAACGGUGAGGUCAGCUACUUCGCUGCUAGUACAACUAAUAUGUUCAGCAUAGAUGCGCAGACUGGACUGAUCACCACUGCAGCUCCGUUGGAUCGCGAGAAGAACGAGCGAUACACGUUGAAUAUUGGUGCUAGCGACCAAGGGAACCCACCUCAGUCCACUGUUGUGUUCGUGACUAUUCACGUCCUAGAUGUUAAUGACAAUGCACCUCGCUUUGUCAACAACAGCUUCUUCGUGAAUGUGCCGGAAAAACAAGCGGUUGGCACUGUCGUGACCACCGUGACAGCCAAGGACAAAGAUGCCGGGAACAACGGAAGAGUGCGUUACACAAUCGAUCAAGGUAACGGUGGAAAAGUAUUUGAAAUCAACGUGACCUCCGGUGUUAUUGUCCUGCGCAGACCACUGGAUUUCGAGAAAAGAAGCAAGUACCAGUUGAGGAUCGUAGCCAGAGACCAGGGACAAAACAGCCAAAGUAGCUUUUUGUACGUCACGGUGUUUGUGUUAGAUUCCAACGACAACACACCCACGUUUGACAGGAACCCCGUCACGGUACAACUACCUGAAGGUGUGCCAACCAACUACAACGUGACCACUAUAACAGCUCAUGACUAUGAUUCUGGCCAGAACAGCUGGAUUCGGUAUUCAGUCGAUUCUCAGUCCCCAGGACCUGCGAAAUUUAAAGUGGAUCCGUCGUCGGGCACCGUGCAGACUAUCGGAACAAUCGAUCGCGAGUUGGUGGACGAGUACACAUUGAACAUCCGAGCCACCGAUCAAGCGUUCACAGAAUCCGAGCGAUUAUCGAGUACCAUAACGGUUUUCAUCAUCGUGGACGAUAUCAACGACAACAAGCCAGCCUUUGUGUCGCCGAACUACACGUAUGUUAUGGAAGACGAACCGUUCGGCUACCCUGUCAUCACCAUCACUGCCAUUGAUCAGGACUUAAGUGGCAACGGUCGAGUGAAGUACAGAAUCGAGCAAGGUGGCAGCGGAGAUAGCUUUGGAAAGUUCUCUUUACAGGCGGACACUGGUCUGCUAAUGUUGCAGGGCGCGUUGGAUUACGAGACCACACCCAAGUAUGUCCUGAACAUUUCUGCCACAGAUGAAGGGACCCCGCCGCUGUCCUCAUACCAGCUCCUCACCAUUUUCCUGGUCGAUGUGAACGACAACGCGCCGGAAUUUCAGCCGAGUCUGUUCCUUGGCAACGUGAGCGAAAACGAGCCCAUGGGUACCACUGUGAUGAAGAUCAGCGCCAGUGAUCUAGACAGCGGGUCAAACGGAGCUCUGACCUAUAGCAUUCCCAGGGGGAAGGUGAUGUCCAAGUUUGCCAUCAAUGAAAGCAGUGGGGUGAUCUACACGAAUUCGACGCUUGACCGUGAGACAAAAGACAAGUAUCAACUUACUGUGUAUGCCACUGACAAUGCGUUCCCCUUUCGCGUCGGCACUUGCAGUGUGAUAAUUAGAGUUCUGGACAAGAACGAUCACGGUCCUGUUUUCAACCCUUCUCGCUUGAAUUUGACUGUCUUGGAAGAGCAAGCCCCCUUCGUGUUUCACACUUUAACAGCUCAAGAUUCAGACAUCGGUGAAAAUGGCCGCGUACGCUACGUUCUAAAGAGCGGCGACGAAGACGGGAAGUUUUCAAUCGGAGAGUUCUCUGGCGCGCUGUCGACAACAGCUCGGCUCAACAGAGAAGACAAAGCUCGUUAUGAUUUAGAAAUAGAAGCAAGCGAUGUCACAUCUCCUUUUCAUAACUCCACCGCUCGCGUGACAAUCAUUGUCGGUGACAUAAACGACAAUCCGCCGAAGUUCCAGCAAGAUUCUUACGAUGUAAAUAUCCGCGAGCUGACGAAGACUGGCUCUCUUAUCCUCACCGUGACAGCAACUGACAGCGACUGGGGAAUGAACGGAGACGUAGUGUACUCCUUGAGCAACAAUACAUUUGGCGUUUUCCGCAUCGAUUCUAAGACAGGAGAGAUCUACACCGUGCAGGAAUUCGACUACUCGGUCAGCAAGGAGUACAACUUCCUCUGUCACGCGACGGACAGAGGUGUGUUCCCGAGGAAAGCAUCAGUUGCCGUGAAGGUGUCAAUCAUCGAUGAGAACAACCAUGCCCCUGAGUUUAAGAUGAUACCUUAUGUCAAAGUGAUCGAGCGGUCUGUCGUCAAGCCAGAGGAUUUGUUGCUGACAGUUAGUGCAACGGAUGAAGAUUCUUCAUCAAUUACUCAAAUGACUUACAGGUUUGCCAACGGCUCUUCGCCUCAGUACUUCCUCUUGGAAAGCAACACUGGGCAUUUACGAUUCAAAAAUGUUUCCAGCAUUCCAGACGGUGCGUACAUUUUAAACAUCGUCGCUGACGAUGGCGGCAAUCUCACCGGAAGGGGAAUAGUAGAGAUUGUCGUGGGCACCGUCUCGGUUACUCCACCUCAGUUCGUGAACAGCACGCCAGUCUUCGUGUCCCUUCCCGAGAACAGCCCGAAGAAUCACGAAGUGACCCGAGUGUUAGCGAAUCCAUCGAAUGAUAUAGCGUACAGCAUAGUUGAAGGGAACAUCGGAAACGCUUUCUACAUCAAUCCUCAAAGCGGUGUCGUGACAGUGGCAAAUCAAGCGCAGCUCGAUUUUGAGAGAUUGCGUGACUUCCGCCUUUAUAUCAUCGCGUCAAGGUCCUCGUCACGAAAUGCUUACCUAACCUUGUACGUCAACUUGACAGAUCUGAACGACAACGCGCCAGUGUUUUAUCCUGCUAACAUUUCCGUCCAACUCACAGAGGACAAUGCGUCUUUCACCAGCGGUUUUGUUCCAAGAACAGUAACGUCACUAACGACGACAGACAAGGAUUCUGGAGAUAACAACAAAAUAACGUACGAAAUGUUUGGAGGCAACGUGAACGAACAGUUUUCCAUUAAUUCACAGACGGGUGUAAUUUCCACACGGGGACCAAUUGAUCGUGAAAAUAAGACCCUCUACGACCUGGUUGUCAAGGCAACUGAUGGGGGAACCCCGCCACAGUCCAGUUUAAGUCACGUGUUUGUCAAAAUUAUCGACUUGAAUGACAACAUCCCAGUAUUCUCAGGGCCCUAUUCAGUGGACGUCGAUGAGGACCUUAAGGUGGGAUCUGUCUUGAAGCGUCUUGCUGCUUCUGACAAGGACGAAAAUCCAAAUUUGGCGUACUCCUUCAGUAACGGCAAGAACAGCCAAGGUCUGUUUCACAUUGACCAAUUCACCGGAGACGUUAGCUUGCUGGGAUCUCUUGAUUAUGAGGGGACCAAAUCUUACUUGCUAAACAUCACCUGCAGCGACGGAGUCCACCUGUCAGAAACAACUUUGUCCGUGCAUGUUAAAGAUGUCAACGACAACGCGCCCAAAUUUUUGGACAGCUCUUAUCAGGCGACUUUGUCCGAGGAAACAGCGGCAGGGACGUCCAUCCUGCGGGUCAGCGCUGAAGACGAAGACAGUGGCUCCAAUGGGCAGCUCACUUAUGCGUUCGACACUUCCGUCGACGAAUUUCGGAUUAACAGCUCCUCCGGCGUCAUCUACACGGCGAAACGGAUCGAAGUUGGCGUUCGGGAAUCGUUGCUCUUCGUGAUCGUGUCGGCCACUGACCAUGGUACUCCCACUCAGCGUGCUUUUGUCACCGUGCAAAUCAGAAUCAACCGAAAACCAAGGUUUAGCCAGGCAGCCUACAAGGCGAGCAUUCCCGAAGACACGAAACCCGGUACUUCGGUCGUGACGGUUUCGGCAGUCGAUGACUCCGGUUUGAACGUGGCCAAGAUCAGUUACGAGCUUAAAUUUGGUGAUCCCCAGUCACUGUUCAGGAUUGGUCGCCGUAGUGGUGUCAUAGAGGUCAAUAAAGAUGGUUUGGACUACGAGACGGAAUCGAAUUACCUCCUUGGUGUUGAAGCGCGGGAUGACAGCACGAAUAAGAGCGUUGUAGUUGAAGUGAACAUUACCAUCACAGAUGUGAACGAUAAUCCACCAGUUUUCGAUCCCGCGAAUUACGUUCAAGAAGUCAACGAAGACGUGCCGAACGGUACGAUGAUUCUCCGAGUGAAUGCAUUGGAUAGAGACUCGGGAUUGAACGGACGCGUGGUGUUUUCCAUCGGGUCAGGCAAUGAUAAACAGUCUUUCAAGAUCGACAGCACGACUGGUGAAAUAGUGACGAUCAAGCCGUUGGAUCACGAGAGUAUCAAGGAACAUAAGCUGUCGAUAGAAGCUAGAGAUGAAGGUGUUAAACGAAAGAAGAGUCUUGCAUCUGUGAUAAUCAAAGUAGGCGACAUAAAUGACAACGUUCCUGAAUUUUACAUCCCUCAUCCUGAUAAAGUGGCGGUGGAAGAAAACUCACCCGUGGGAACAUCCUUCUAUGAUGUUACUGCUAUUGAUCGCGACUCUGGGAACUAUGGAGCGGUCAAGUACAGCAUCCUCGGGGGGAGUGGCUGGAGCCUUUUUGUCAUCGACAGUUUCAGCGGAGAGCUCAGUACCAACGCAACGUUUGACUACGAAACUCGUAAUAGUUACGUUUUGGAAGUCAAAGCUGAAGAUGGAGGAAGCCCACCUCUGACAAGCAACGUAAACCUGACAGUUUACAUCAAGAGCGUGGAUGAAAGCGAUCCCAAGUUUGAAAAGAGUAGCUACGAGUUUGACAUCCCUGGUAACGCGAAAAUCGGCGACGUUGUAGGGCAGGUAGUCGCCACAGACGAAGAUGAAGGCGAAGAUGGAGUCGUACGUUAUUCGUUUGAGUAUAGCAGUUCAGAUGUGUUUGCAAUCAAUGGAACUUCCGGAGUCAUCUUCGUGAACAAGUCGCUCGAGGAAGUCAACAGUGCUAGGCGCAGCCGAAGAAGUAUUGAUUUAGCCGAUGAAGAAUCGAUUGGGUCACGCCGGAGAGCAAGAAGAGAAACUGACGUGACAAAGGUCAUGUUACGCGUACGCGCCGAUAGCGGCAAAGCAAAGUCAAAGGCGAGUUUGGUCUUGGUUGAAGUAGGAAUAGACUUUGCCUGUCCUGGAUGUCCGACCACAGGAGCAAGAGAUGAUGAGGACGACGGAGGAAUAGCUGGUAGCACUUUGUCUAUAAUUAUUGCCUUAGCAGUCCUGGCCGGGGUCAUUUUAAUCGCCUUUAUCGUCGUUAUGGUCGCCAUUUAUAUGCGAAAGAAGAAGAAGAAGAGGAAUCGACAGCAUCCUCGCUUGCGUUACGAUGGCUCAUUCGAUGAGAUCACCGUGCAUCCUCAAGCUCCAAAUGGAAAUAUAAACCACGUGGACUCAUCCCUUGAUAACGUCUCCACGCCGCGCGGCUAUUCUCAGGAGUGCUCCCCGCUGAACGGCCCGAGUGACUCGCCUGCCCGUGGAACCGAAUCCUCGGAUACGCCGAACAGCGCGUCGAGCGGUCGAGGAUCAUCCGAAGGUGUCGAUUUCGAAGAUGGCCAUCCGCCGGUGAUCGUGAACGGAGAUAUCGGGAGUCUGCAUUCGGAGAACUAUGUCAAAACUGUUGUGGGACCGGAUUCAGGGAUUCAGCAAGAUUCUGAUCAAGUUUCUCAGCUUACGAUCAGUGACGGAAGCAGCAUGAUGCAAGGGGAGGGCCUCGCGAUCGAUAAACAAACGGACAAAAUCGAUAAGUUACUCGCUCGGCUGGGAAGUCAAGAAAGCCUUCACGUGUUCGGUGAAGAAGGGGGCGGCGAGGCGGACGGCGGAGUGGACGUCAGUAAUUUAUUAUACGCGAAGCUUGCGGAAGUCGACGCCGACGAGGAUGAAUCGAUUAUCGACGGCAUGAGACCGUAUGUCGAAGAAGGACACGAUCAUCCUUCGUACGGUGGCUCGUUAAGUUCGAUCGUAGGUAGUCGUGAAGAACUCACCGGAAGUUAUAACUGGGAUUAUCUGCUUGACUGGGGCCCACAGUUUCAGCCGUUAGCGGACGUGUUCUUUGAAAUUGGUAAAAUGAAAGACGACGCCCCUCCGAAGAAAUCUUUGAGUCUGAGUUUGCCUUCGAGUCAAGGAUCAAGGAAUCCUGCAACAGGAAUGGUGACAACAGACAUGCUUUCUUCGGUUUCUUCACUUCCUCGCUCACCUAUUAGCCCUCCGUCCACACGCUAUACUUCGCCGGCAUUUUCGCCGAACUUUACUCCUGCUAUUACGCCUUUAGUGACUCGUUCUCCGUCGGUUUCUCCUUUGGACACGGGUGCGUCAUCCCCGGUAUUUUCGCCCCCUGCGGGGGCCACACCGAAGUCAGGCUCGCGACCGUCUUCAAUGCACGUGCUGCAGUUGCGUAGAGACUCUCAUGAUGGUUCGAACUCAGAUUUGACUCACUCGCCGUCAAUAUCAGACAAUGAAUCCAAUCUAGAGAUCGAUGUAUAGCGAAUUUUGUAUUGUAAUAGUACCACAGUCCUAUACAGUGGGGAAAUCUUCGCGCAGAUACGGUUCCUUAUUUUUGCGGUGAUAACAGAUUACAAAUAUAUCUCGUUUUUUUUCGUUACUCUAGAAAUUGAGCUUCACAAUGUUUUUAAGAGCUCUUAGAAGGUUUUUGAUACAAGAAAACAAGUUUUGAUCUUAGUUUUCAUCGUGACAUCCAGAAGUGUCUGUAGUUUUCGUUGCGGAAGAUGUUCACCUAUAACAAAGCGAGUCUUAUUGUAUAAUAUAUCAAGCAGAGUAUUUCUAUUUUUGUAAAUAAGCGAUGAUAUCUUACAGCGCAGUUUUACAGUUUCCAGAAUGUAUAUAAUUAACGAACGAAUCAGAGUUCAGGCCUUGGCUGUUUUUAAGUUUAAAAGUAUUUACUAGUGAAAGCCUUAAGGGAAUGGAACGCAAUCGACGUGCAAGCUCGUGCUCUAGAAAUGAUAUUUUAUUAUUAGCUUGUAAAAUACCAAGGUUUUAACCUGACUAAUAGAACAGUUUUGUAUGAAGAAA